Molecule: messenger RNA, 1708 nt
Organism: Cricetulus griseus (Chinese hamster)
Lineage: Eukaryota; Metazoa; Chordata; Mammalia; Rodentia; Cricetidae
Source: RefSeq, a predicted model, not a curated record
UCUGUGUUUUUCUGCUAUUACAGUUACGCUAAGAAGGAAUCGGAUCUUAAUGGAGCCCAGAUGAAGCUUCGGGAGUAUGAGGCGGCACUAAACUCUAAGGAUGCAGCGCUGGCUACUGCCCUUGGUGACAAAAAGAGUUUAGAAGGAGAUUUGGAGGAUCUGAAAGAUCAGAUUGCCCAGCUGGAAGCAUCCUUAUCUGCUGCCAAAAAGCAGUUAGCAGACGAAACUUUACUUAAAGUGGAUUUGGAGAAUCGUUGUCAGAGUCUUACUGAGGACUUGGAGUUUCGUAAAAAUAUGUACGAAGAGGAGAUCAAUGAGACGAGAAGGAAGCAUGAGACACGUUUGGUGGAGGUGGAUUCCGGGCGGCAGAUUGAGUAUGAGUACAAGCUGGCGCAGGCUCUGCAUGAGAUGAGGGAGCAACAUGAUGCUCAAGUGAGGCUGUACAAGGAAGAGCUGGAGCAGACCUACCAUGCCAAGCUUGAGAAUGCCCGACUGUCCUCAGAGAUGAACACUUCCACUGUCAACAGUGCCCGGGAAGAACUGAUGGAGAGCCGCAUGCGCAUCGAGAGCCUGUCCUCCCAGCUUUCUAACCUGCAGAAAGAGUCUAGAGCCUGUUUGGAAAAGAUUCAAGAAUUGGAGGACAUGCUGGCUAAAGAGAAAGACAACUCCCGUCGCAUGCUGUCUGACAAAGAGCGAGAGAUGGCGGAGAUAAGGGACCAGAUGCAGCAGCAGCUGAAUGACUACGAACAGCUGCUUGAUGUGAAGCUGGCCCUGGACAUGGAGAUCAGUGCCUACAGGAAACUCUUAGAAGGCGAGGAAGAACGGUUAAAGCUCUCUCCAAGUCCUUCUUCCCGAGUGACUGUGUCGAGAGCAUCAUCCAGUCGCAGUGUUCGCACCACUCGAGGAAAGCGGAAGAGAGUUGACGUGGAGGAGUCAGAGGCAAGCAGUAGUGUUAGCAUUUCCCACUCUGCCUCAGCCACCGGGAAUGUGUGCAUUGAAGAGAUCGAUGUUGAUGGCAAGUUUAUCCGCCUGAAGAACACUUCUGAACAGGAUCAACCAAUGGGAGGCUGGGAGAUGAUCAGAAAAAUUGGAGACACAUCAGUCAGUUAUAAAUAUACCUCAAGAUACGUGCUGAAGGCAGGCCAGACUGUUACAAUAUGGGCUGCAAAUGCUGGAGUCACAGCCAGUCCUCCAACUGACCUCAUCUGGAAGAACCAGAACUCUUGGGGCACCGGUGAAGAUGUGAAGGUUAUACUGAAAAAUUCUCAGGGAGAGGAGGUUGCUCAGAGAAGUACAGUCUUUAAGACAACCAUACCUGAAGAGGAGGAGGAGGAGGAGGAAGAGCCCAUUGGAGUGGUUAUUGAAGAGGAGCGCUUCCACCAGCAGGGAGCCCCAAGAGCGUCCAACAGAAGCUGUGCCAUUAUGUGAACUCGUCAAGACAGAAGCAUGGUAACCCUGUAUACAGUGCAGAGCCUUCUCAGAAGCACACGAUAUUUUUCUAUUUCCUUUAUGUGAAUUUUUUAAGCUGCGAAUCUGAUGGCCUUAAUUUCCUUUUUGACACUGAAAGUUUUGUAAAAGAAAUCCUAUCCAUACACGUUGUUGCAAGAUGUGAAUUAUUGACACUGAACUAACUGUACUGUUUGGAAAGGGGCCCUCAAGUUUUUGGCAUUUUUUUUUUUUUAUAUGUGUGUAUGUAUUUUUUUUUUUU